Molecule: messenger RNA, 1347 nt
Organism: Thlaspi arvense
Lineage: Eukaryota; Viridiplantae; Streptophyta; Magnoliopsida; Brassicales; Brassicaceae
Source: the annotation of a GenBank genome assembly
GGGUAGAUAUGUCAUUUAAGAAUUUUGUAAACACGGCGUGUUAGAACAGAGAUAGAGGAAAUAAAGGAGAGGAAGAAAUCCUGACAAGAAAUAACUGAUGGCGAAACUGAGACACUCGCGAUUUCAGGCGAGGAAAUGGUCGACAUUGAUGCUGGUUCUGUUUAUGCUUUUCAUGUUAACGAUUGUUCUCUUAAUGCUUUUGGCGUUUGGGGUUUUCUCUCUUCCAAUCAAUAACUACGACGAAUCUUCUCCGAUCGAUCUCUCUUAUUUCAGACGAGCUGCAACUGAGAGAAGUGAGGAUGGACUUGGGAAGAGAGGAGAUCAGUGGACUGAAGUGCUUUCGUGGGAACCCAGGGCUUUCGUCUACCACAACUUCUUGUCGAAGGAAGAAUGUGAAUAUUUAAUUAGUCUUGCCAAACCACAUAUGGUGAAGUCAACUGUUGUAGAUAGCCAAACCGGGAAGAGCAAAGAUAGCAGGGUUCGAACAAGCUCAGGGACUUUCCUUAGGAGAGGAAGAGACAAAAUCAUUAAGACUAUUGAGAAAAGAAUUGCAGACUACACCUUUAUUCCAGCAGAGCAUGGAGAAGGACUCCAAGUUCUUCACUACGAAGCAGGGCAAAAGUAUGAACCACACUAUGAUUACUUUGUGGACGAGUUCAACACUAAGAAUGGAGGUCAACGGAUGGCGACAAUGCUUAUGUAUCUGUCGGAUGUUGAAGAAGGCGGUGAAACGGUGUUUCCUGCUGCCAAUAUGAAUUUUAGCGCUGUGCCAUGGUACAACGAGCUCUCCGAGUGUGGGAAAAAGGGAGUUUCUGUAAAGCCGAGAAUGGGCGAUGCGUUACUCUUUUGGAGCAUGAGGCCCGAUGCUACACUGGAUCCUACAAGCUUACAUGGUGGAUGUCCUGUGAUUAGAGGGCACAAGUGGUCAUCUACCAAAUGGAUGCAUGUUGGGGAGUACAAAGUCUAGCGUGUUUGAUUGCUGGACUGUAUACUGUUUCCUUGAUGGUGGAAGAAAUGCAAUGUCGGAACCAAAAACUACAGAGAGUUGAUGUUUGUUUGUAUUUUUUCCCCCGCGGCUCAGUGUAUUGGUCAGCAAUAUAUUUUUGUUUUGAUGGGAUUCAGAGGAUCACAAUAUCAUUAGAGGAUUACUAAAAGAUAGAAUCGUUAGAUUAAAUUAGGAUGGACUAGAGAUACUGUUGCUCAUUGGUAUAUGAGCCAUAAAGUUUGUCCUUUCAACAGAUGAUGUGAAUUACUUAGUUUUGUGCUGUCUUUUUGUGAUUAAAACAUUAUUAUCAUCAAAAAAAAAAAAUGUCAUCUUAAUAUGAAAGCUAAACUGUUACAUUCAUU